CAUGAGCUGGCGGAAGAGCUGGGAUUAGCUGAUGGGAAAGCUGAAGGAGCUGAAGGAGUCAACGGGCUGAUUUGCCAUUGGGCAGUGAGUAAAAGUAGUCUGAUGAGGAGAAUGAAAAGACUUCGGAUACAACUCAGAAAAUGUCUUGAUAGUCCCAUUGUUAGGCAAAUGGAAAGCCUCAGACGAAAAAUAGAGAAUAUCUCUGAGAAAUCCAAAAGCUCCAAAGAGAAACCUGAGAGCGUCCAUGGCUAGCUCCUCCUUUAAGUGUAGAAGACGAAUAUCCAACAAGAGAUAGAGAAAGCCAGAUGAAGAAGACCAGGUGAAAAAUAAACAGCAAUAGACAGCCAUUAAAACGAUGAGCCCUUGUAUGAGUAUUCAGAAUAGAGACCUGCAAAAAUGAAGAAAAACCAGGCUAGGCAGGAAUUCCAAUUGUCAGAGCAAACGUAUAUGUAGAUCCAUGUACAGUUGAUCCAAGAUUUUUCCCAAAAUUCAAAUGCAAAGGGAUCCACAAAUAGCCUUCCAGAAUCUGAAAAAAUCCAAGAAGAGUCUUCCACGAAGAGUCAA
Molecule: messenger RNA, 564 nt
Organism: Ilex paraguariensis (yerba mate)
Lineage: Eukaryota; Viridiplantae; Streptophyta; Magnoliopsida; Aquifoliales; Aquifoliaceae
Source: the annotation of a GenBank genome assembly